Messenger RNA from Mycotypha africana, 2136 nucleotides. RefSeq names its product kinase-like domain-containing protein. The record is from RefSeq and is a predicted model, not a curated record. The coding region runs from base 196 to 1644 and encodes 482 amino acids. Gene Ontology annotation, biological process: protein phosphorylation. The transcript has 5 exons. Gene Ontology annotation, molecular function: ATP binding; protein kinase activity. NCBI's taxonomy places the organism in Eukaryota, Fungi, Mucoromycota, Mucoromycetes, Mucorales, Mycotyphaceae.
AAGAAGUUUGAGAGAAAGUAUUUUCUUUUGGAAACUUUCAUCUUAAUUUAUUGCAUCUAAUCGUUUAAAAACUAAUUUCAAUUUAAUCGCGACAAGUUAAAAAAAGGCAUCCGCCAGACAGAACCCUUACCCGUUAAACCACCUUGCUUAAUGCACCUGUAGUAUACUAUAUAUAAUCUUUUAAUAAACAAACUAAUGGACAAUAUUAGCCGAAAUCGGAAUCACCCAGAUCAUAAACUCGAGCAACAGAUUCUCAAAACAGACCUAUGUCAUACAGUUAUACGAGACAUUCAGGAACUUGUCACCACUUACGCCUCUGAAUUCGAUUUAGAUUUCCUCGACACCGCAAAAGACAAAUCGAACCCACAAGACACAGUACCCUUUUUGGAAGCCAUUUCACAAUUAUAUCAUAAAACGAAACUAUUAUUCAAGAAAGCCAAAGUCGACUUUGACAAUCACUGGAACUGGAUAGUACCAUGGCGGCAAGCUAUCAAUUUUGAAAGCUUAUCAGAACUUGCCAACGACGAUGUCAAAACUUUAAUCACCUCUUUUCACCCGAAAGCACAUUCUACGUUAAUCUGUAUUUUUGACCAUGGGCUGGAAGGCCAUAUGCGGUGGUAUCCUUGGCGUUGGUUUUCCGAUCUUGUGUUUCUAGGCGCUGGAGGUUUUUCUGCGUUGUAUGCUGCUGAAGUGGCUUUACCUUAUGACGUACCAGAAAAGGGUAAAGCAUUUGGUACACAGCGCAGAGCAGUGGCAUUAAAAGUAGUCGAUGAAAAAGUAUUAAAUGAGUUGAACGUGCAAUCAAACGCACUUGUCGCGUUACUAUUCCACGGAAUGACAUAUUGUGAAAGUACAGGCGAUUUCAUGAUGGUGCUAUCAUUAGCAGCAGAAGGGAAUCUGAAUAGACAAAUUGAAAACGCCAGUAAAACUAGCUUUGCAAAAGUAGCGGAUAUUGUUACAAGACUUUCGUUCAAUUUGGCGUGUCUCCAUAAUGAUAUCGGUAUGUGUCAUAGAAAUAUACAUGCAGAAAAUAUACUAUGCGUCGACGAGGAUUACUUUUUGGUGGACUUCAGGUUCUCAACAUCAACUCAAGAGGCAACGGAAAUAACAAAGUCAUCACAAGUGCAUUAUGGACGCGUACCUUAUAUAGCACCAGAAGUGAAGAAAGGAAUUUAUACGGAGAAAUCCGAUGUUUAUAGCUUUGGUAUUUUAAUGUGGCAGCUAGUAUCAGGCGUUAUUUUCCCGACGCCUGAAAUAAUAGAGUCAGCACCUGACCUUUACAGAAUUGAAUGGGUACCUGGCGUAUCCAGAUGGUAUCAAGAAGUGACAAUGGCAUGCUUAGAGCCGUACCCCGAAAAUAGACCCACAGCAGAAGAGAUUCACCUUAUUGCCAGUAAAAUAGCAGCCUCUACAAGUAAAACAGCAUUAGCUGACGAGGGUUGGAGAGCAUAUGUUAGAAGUAGACGUCAAAAAUGUGAAUCUCACAUGCAACAUUUUGUGUCAGAGGAUUUGUCAACUGCUUCUCGUCUAUAUACCCUGAAUGACAUUACGAACAUUGGUGAACUUUUACUGAAAAACGUACCUUUUCAUUAUCGUCAUUUUGAUGCCGAAAGUAUUGCCUUCAAUAUCGAAUCAAAUAAAUAACGAGGGUCAUUUUUAUCAUGACAGCACAAUCGUAGAGAAAAAAACCUGGAAAAAGAAGACAGAAAAACAGAAAAAAAACAAAAAAAAAGGGUAGUUUUUAUAAGGAAAGAAGAUGGAAGCACACAUAUAAUAAAAAUUACUUUUGACAGAAAAAAACAAAAGAAAAACAUAUACAUUCAUCUACGUAAACAGAUUUACAACAAUAUACGACGUCAACAAAGAACUCGAACAUUUACAUAUAGUUUAACAAAUGCCUGCUCCACAACCCACCACUCCUUAUUAUACAUAUAUAGACCCAGAUGAUCAUUCUUGUUUAUACAUACUAUUAAACGCACUUUUCCUUGUACUUUUAAACUGACACUUAGCCUGUCCAAUUGCUCUGCUUGUGACAAGAAUGUAUUUGCUACGACUUUAUGUUCUGCCCCUAUCGAAAGCUUAUGUAAUAAAAAUCAGGAAUAAUGCAAAAAAGGGUAAUGGGAGAGGUUGUGCAAC